GGCAUCAACAUCACACAACACACACAUUAUAACAAAUUCAUACACAAUUCGAGAAAGAACAGUUAAAAAAAAUAUAUAUAAAACGACUUAUAUAAGCGCACUUAAGGCAUUGAUAUAUUCAUAAGAAUAUAAGAAGACUCGAUUGGCCAUCAUGUUGAGGAGUUCACGUCCUAAGGCUACAUUCAAGCCGCGAAAAAGUCUAGGCUUUGACUCCAACAAUGUGAAUGCAACUUCUCACAUUCCAUUGGAGGUGCGCGAUUAUGGAUUUGUUAAAGUUACAAAUGCAGGCACUCCGUAUAUUAAGAAAGACUCUCCAAUUGACUCGAAAUCGUUGAUGGAUCGACUCAAAUACACUCAAGGGAAAAUGAAUACUUUCGGGUUGGCCAUGUCAUCGAGCGACAAUGGGGAUGAUUUCUCUGAUGAACUAAUUAUGGGUCAGCCGAAGCAGGAGAUGACGUUUGAAAUGAAACGAAAGCUGUUCCAUAUGGCUGAAUUUACAAUAACGAAAGGCAAGAAGACUAGCGAAAUGUACCAUCCACGGACUGAGAGUAAGCUGCCCAAGCAUUCUACCCGGGAAUCUCAGUUGAAAGCAUUGAAAGACAUGGAGGAGUUCUGUCAUGCCAUGAACAUCAAGAUAAGCAAAGGCUUCGGUCAUUAGAUACCAUACAUGUUAGCACGUUAACGCAUUAUGCCAAAUUUAUAAUCUUAUAACCUUAGUCAAUAAAGUCCUGCGAGC
Messenger RNA from Drosophila arizonae, 736 nucleotides. It is a transcript of the gene I-t, whose product is annotated as inhibitor-t. NCBI's taxonomy places the organism in Eukaryota, Metazoa, Arthropoda, Insecta, Diptera, Drosophilidae. Gene Ontology annotation, biological process: regulation of signal transduction. The record is from RefSeq and is a predicted model, not a curated record. Gene Ontology annotation, molecular function: protein phosphatase inhibitor activity.